Carassius auratus (goldfish) is the source of this 1209-nucleotide messenger RNA. Its product is annotated as utrophin-like. The record is from RefSeq and is a predicted model, not a curated record. The transcript has 6 exons. Lineage: Eukaryota; Metazoa; Chordata; Actinopteri; Cypriniformes; Cyprinidae. Bases 316 to 1209 code for a protein of 297 amino acids.
ACAGGGAAUUUUUGCUGACAAGGAAACAAGCUUUUGCACCGUAGUCCAACUUUCAAUCUUCAUGGUUCUGAAGCACUCCUCUCUUCAUUGUUCAGUCUCCCUUUGAAGAUGAAAGCAGAAGCCUGAAGACAGGACAUCUCUUGAGUUGGAUCUUUGUGCUGGCUUUGUUUGCUGCUUUGGAGAGGAGGUUUCUGUAGUUCACACUUGCAAAUGACCUCUUAAGUUGUUGGACAUGCUGUAGGGGUCUUUGGAUCCACGUUCAAAUCCGAGAUGAUGUGCUAACUGUGCAAACAUCAGGAGUGGAAAUCCUUUAGGAUGAGAAUCUUAAACAAGCCCAGCAGUCUGAAGAUAAUGGCUAUGGUGAGAUCUUCACUGCAGAAAGUGAUGCUUUUUCUACAACACAUCCAAAGAAUGGCUGUCACAUCACCCCGUUAUCAGAAAUUGUGCAAGGACAUUCAGACAGAUGUUGAUACCCAGACUGAUCUUUCUAAAAGGGCUCUGGGGGGUCAGAUCCCGGAUACCAUGGCACAAGAGUUUGAUAAGUUUGGAGAUCUGGACCACAUUCAGAUAGCCUCGAGAAGAGAGUGUGUCGAGGCCAGUGUGGAGAAAUGGACAGGACUCAUAGCCAUCCUUGAAGAGCUUUGGUUCUGGGUAAAGCUGAAAGAUGAGGAGCUGACAAGGCAGAGGCCGGUGGGAGAAGAUGUACAUACUUUACUGCAGAAACAAGGCUACUGCACGGCCUUGCACAGUGAGUUGACUGGAUGGAGACAGGAUAUGAAUCAGACAUGUCUGCCUCCGGCUGUUCAUCCUACAACAAUAGAAGUCCAGAGCAAUAUAGAGAUGGCUUCAGCGUUGAGCGUCCAGGAGGAGAAGAUUCGUCAGCUGGCUCAAGUGGUUCAGGAGCAGGCCAUCGAGGUCCAGCAGCACUGGGAGCGGUUCAGUGCCCAGGCCACCAGCUGGACGCACGAGCUUGACUGGGCUCUGGGGAAACUCCAGGACCUCCAGCAAGCCAUGAACCAACUGGACCUCGGCCUGGCUGAGAUAGAGAACGAGAGCUGGCACUCUGAGGAACACAGCAUGGACAACUGUGUGCUGGAGAACGUGGAAAAUAUUCUUGAUGAGUGUGUGACUGUCAUGUUGUUUGAGGAUCCUGUGGCAGAAAUAUUGACCCUCGGUAUCGAUCUGGGCAGCUGGAGAACAUAUAAUUAA